CCGGAGUAGCGACGUGGCUUCGAGUGACUCUGCCUUUCCGAUGGCUGAAGCACCCGCCAACAACGAGGAGAGCUCGUGGUUCUCGUCGAUCGUGCGCGCCGGCCUCAUCUGGUACGGCGUCAACAAGGUCACAUCCGUGCUGUGGGGCAGCGCCGAUACGCCGACGACGACGGCACCCGCGCCAAUGACGGGGCCGUCCAUCGGCUUUCAAGCGCCGUCGCCCUCGAGCAUCCAGGCGUUUGACGCGACGCUCAACCCGUUCGCCAAGUUUUCGCCGCUCACGCCGACCAACGAGCCGCUGCCAGGGCACCGCAACACCUUUGCGUACGGCGUCUUGACCAACAUCCAAGUGUACGCUACGCCGUCGCCGACGUUUUCGUUUGACGACGACGAGGCGUCGCUGGUCUGGGACUUUUCGUCGGUCCAUUACGGCUUUCUCGAGGUGCCUGUGGAGCACAAGGUCAAUCUCAACUGGACCAUGACGCCGUAUCUGCUCAACAAUGGCACGCUCCACGCGCACGUCUUCUUCACCAAGGCCGGCUACUCGCCCAACCCGUCCGACGAAAACUAUGACGAACUCGCUACGGUCUACAAGCGCGUCGAAAUGAACACGUACCGUCCGCGGGCCAAGAUCGUCAAGCAGCGCAACUUGUGGCAGCGCCAGGCCGACGAGGCCGCCGAGGUCAACCUUGACGUUGCAGUCAUCGACGAAGACACGACGUACGUCUCGCAUUGGAAGCCGACGCUCACGAUCCACGUGCUCGUCGACCACUCGGUGUACGCGCGCGGGCAGCCGCCGCAGCCGUUCGUGGCGCCGUACCUUCAGGUGGACCCGGUCUCGGGCAACUACCUCCCGGUACUGCACCUCAACGAGUUUUGGCUCCUCGACGAACAGCUCUUGCCGAUCAACAGCAGCGUGCCAAGCCUGCCGCUCGAGGUCGAGUUUGCGGCCAUUGGCAUGACCAAGUUUGCCCUCUACCAUCAGAUGGACCAGUCGUUCAAGAUGCAGCAAUCGAUGGGCACGAGCUCCAAGCGGGACACGGACGCCAUGAAGAAGAUGUUUGUCGACACCAACCCGUACCUGCUCGCAGUCACGUUUGUCGUGUCGAUUCUCCAUACCGUCUUUGAUAUGCUCGCGUUCAAAAACGAUGUGAGCUUCUGGAAGAAGCAAAAGUCGCUCGAAGGCCUCAGUCUCCGGACUGUCGUCCUCAACGCGUUCUUCCACCUCGUCAUCUUCCUCUACCUCGUCGACAAUGACACGUCGUGGAUGAUUCUCUUCAGCUCGGGGCUUGGCGUCGUUCUCGAUUUCUGGAAGAUCAAGAAGGCCAUCAAGAUCAGCCGCGACGCCGACGGCAAGCUCGUGUUUGCUGGCGAAGACAACUACGUAUCGUCGUCGACCGCCGAGCACGACCGCGUCGCCGUCGCGCAUGUGUCGUACAUCAUGUACCCGCUCCUCGCGGGCUAUUCGUUGUACAAGCUCAUUUACGCCGAGCACAAGGGCUGGUACUCGUGGGUGCUCUCGAGCCUCACGAGCUUUGUGUACGCGUUUGGCUUUAUCAUGAUGACGCCGCAGCUCUACAUCAACUACAAACUCAAGUCGGUCGCGCAUCUGCCGUGGCGCGCCAUGGUGUACAAGUCGCUCAACACGUUCAUUGACGACCUCUUUGCGUUUGUGAUUACGAUGCCGAUCAUGCACCGCCUCGCGUGCUUCCGCGACGACAUCAUUUUCUUUGUGUACCUCUACCAGCGCUGGAUCUACCGCGUCGACAAGUCGCGCGUCAACGAGUUUGGCCAAGGCGGCGACGAGCCAACGGCGCUCGAGACCACGCCGCCGCCGACAACGAACGACGAGGCGCCCGUGGCGACGAUUCCGGACCGUCCGACCCCAGACAGCACGACCACCCAGCGCCGCGCCAAGACCGACCGCGUGCCGCAGUAGAAUUUAUGUGAUUUUGAUUUCAAGACAUUUUACCGCGUGGCUUUUGGCGCCUUUUUUUUGGCU
Saprolegnia diclina VS20 is the source of this 2002-nucleotide messenger RNA. RefSeq lists its product as hypothetical. The transcript is spliced from 2 exons. The record is from RefSeq and is a predicted model, not a curated record. Lineage: Eukaryota; Oomycota; Saprolegniomycetes; Saprolegniales; Saprolegniaceae. Gene Ontology annotation, cellular component: endomembrane system; membrane. The coding region runs from base 41 to 1939 and encodes 632 amino acids.